This is a messenger RNA of Laetiporus sulphureus 93-53, 571 nucleotides long. RefSeq lists its product as uncharacterized. The record is from RefSeq and is a predicted model, not a curated record. The transcript has 3 exons. Lineage: Eukaryota; Fungi; Basidiomycota; Agaricomycetes; Polyporales; Laetiporaceae. The coding region runs from base 1 to 435 and encodes 144 amino acids.
AUGCAGUAUGCUGCUGCAGCGCGGAUCCCUCUCAUUAAAUCUCCGAGUCUCAGGGUACCUCGGCCGGUAGUACGCCCUCCAGAUAUUCACCCACUGCCUGACGAUGUAACCGCAUACUUCGUCUACCCAUUCACGCUCGAGCCGCAUGUGCUGAGACUGGAGGACUCGCGACGGGCAACACUCGCUGCCCACGCUGCUCGUCGCGAGGCGUACCUCAAGUCCCGCGAAGAGGAGAAGGAGCGCCGCAAACGAGAGGCGUUGCAUAGAAUUGCACCAGGCUUCGAGCCUCAAGGAUCGCCACUCGUCCCUCUCAAGAGAUCAUCGAUGGGAUACAGCUCGCCGUCUGCAGUACCAGAUGAUGCAGAAUACGGUCAUACCAAAUCUGUCAUGGAGGAUCUUGUAGACCAUCUGGCUGCACUGGAUACGGAUACGUAAACUCCCUCUGCAACAUGUUCCUUCGCUCGUUUGUCUUAUUUUGCAAUCGCCUUUCCUGCACACCAGCUAGUGCUGUCCUUAUGUCUCGUAGUAUAAUCUACAUAAUUCAGAGUUUACAUAAUUCGAAUCACCGUCC